AUGGGUUGUGCCGGGCCCCCUUGGUCCUUGGUGACUAUGCAUUGUCCCUCGCCGCCGCUGCUCGAGGCUCUGAUGGAUGCGUACUUUGAUCGAAUGCACUGGUUCACACUUAUUUUCCACGAGCCCUCAUUCAGACUAGCAGCGACACGUGUUAUUCGCAGGAACUCGUGGCAUCGGGACGAGCUUGGCAUUGUCCUGGCCGCUUUGACGGUAUCUGCUAUAGGACUGAAGUGCGUUGCUCGCGAUUCUUCAUGGAUGGGUCAUGCGAUGCUCAGACAAGAGUCCUUAGAUGCUAUGGAGCUUCUCGAAGCGCUCGUCAAGGAGGUCCGGCUUCACCUCCUGGAUCUUCUCGAUGACUGCUCCAUCGAGACUGUACAGGUCUGCAGCCUACUGGGGACAUACUAUAUCUUCCACGCAUCUCCCACUCUGGCAUGGAGCAUCCUGGGUAUGUCGGUCCGCACUGCCUACGCUCUUAUGCUACAUUGCGAUAGCAAUGAAGAUCAGGCAAAUGGAAAGGGCUAUGAUCCCAUUGUCGCCCAGGUGCGCCGUCGAAACUGGAAUCACAUCCUGGUGGCAGAUACCUUUGCUGCCAUGAUUUACGGACGUCCAGUUUCGCUGGACGCUGCCUUUUCCUACGUCCAGCCUCUUGAUGACUUAGAUGAUCUGGCAUUGGGCCCUCGCUUGUCCAAACACCCUCUUCUGACUGCCAGCUCACCGCGUUCCAACUCCUCUCGCCCAGUUUGCCGCCAGACUUUCCAUGCCUUGAAGUACCAUCUUUACGAUAUUGUGCGAGAGGCACUGAAUCGUUUCAGGCUUCUACGUCUGCAAAGUCCCAUAUCACCGGCAGAGUUGGUUUCUUUGGUGGAAACGGUGCAGCAUGUUCGCUCUUUGUUGUAUGCUUGGAAGACAGAUUUGCCGGCCGCAUUCGACACAAACCCAAGCUCCCAGGAGGGCAUCCUUACGGAGCUUGGUAGCAUACCAGACCUAUCUCCUGAAGAGCAGAAAUCCCGGCGGCACCUGUCACUUCAAAUCAAUACCCUGAAUGUCACAUAUAACAGCGCCGUCAUCUUCAUCCAUCGACCUCUUCUAGAAUAUCGAGUGGCGGCUGACUCACGCCAGGCCUUGUCAAGCGAAACACUUCGUGUUGUCUCAGAGUCUCUGCACUUGUCUGUCAACGCAGCCCUAGAAAUGUCUCGAGUGCCGGUAUCACAUCUCGAGAACCAAUUUGCAGUGUCCUUUGUACUCAUGAAUUUCUUCACUGCCGGCGUCAUUCUUUGCAUUCCGCCUACUACGUGGCCGCUGAGUGCCAUAGCCCACGAGGCCAAGGCGGGGACAUUGCGCAUUAUUCAUGCCAGUCGAGUAUUGAAACCUGUUACUCCCAUUGCCCCUCAUACUGAGCAAUUGCUCACGGGGCUGUUGAGGCGAAGCCUGCAGCAGGAAGUAGAAAACGGUCUUCAACCAGAGCAAAGGAUGAGAAGCGAGUCGGAUCAGCGCUAUUCAGUGUUGACGGACCAGGCUAUGAGGGAUCCAGAGCAAAACCACUACCCCAUUCAAGCUGAGAGCGAAGCGCGAGAUGGAGAGGCGAAGCAAGUACUGAUACCAGAAUCGUCCAAGUUCUCACAGGCGGACCGGCAAACCCCAAUAUCGGGGGGGCGAAAUACGAAUGGCCAACGGCUCGCCAUUUCCACUCACAAAUGA
Molecule: messenger RNA, 1698 nt
Organism: Metarhizium album ARSEF 1941
Lineage: Eukaryota; Fungi; Ascomycota; Sordariomycetes; Hypocreales; Clavicipitaceae
Product: fatty acid catabolic regulatory protein
Exons: 1
Coding region: 1-1698 (565 amino acids)
Biological process (GO): DNA-templated transcription
Molecular function (GO): zinc ion binding; DNA binding
Source: RefSeq, a predicted model, not a curated record